Manihot esculenta (cassava) is the source of this 690-nucleotide messenger RNA. RefSeq lists its product as uncharacterized. The transcript is spliced from 2 exons. The coding region runs from base 16 to 540 and encodes 174 amino acids. NCBI's taxonomy places the organism in Eukaryota, Viridiplantae, Streptophyta, Magnoliopsida, Malpighiales, Euphorbiaceae. Gene Ontology annotation, biological process: systemic acquired resistance. Gene Ontology annotation, molecular function: fatty acid binding. The record is from RefSeq and is a predicted model, not a curated record.
GUUUUGGCUUUGUUUAUGGAAGGGGUAGGUGCUGCAAUAAAUAAUUCUACAAUGCUUCUAGUGCUGUCUCCACUAUGGCUAAUGGAAUUCACGUGUAAGCAUCUUUCAUUUGCUAGUUUCACUAUAAAAUCCUAUGAGAUUGAGAAUUAUUUGUGCUUUGAAUUGAAUUUGAAAUUAGAAAUGGCAGCUCUCUUGAAAUCUCUUUGCUUGGUGAUCGUUCUUGUCAUUCUUGGAUUUGCAGAGAUUAAUCGAGUUGAUGGAGCUGGAGAAUGUGGGAAAUCCACAACUCCUGACAGAGAAGCUUUCAAGCUGGCACCCUGUGCAUCAGCAGCGCAAGAUGAAAAUGCUCCAGUUUCUUCCCAGUGCUGUGCUCAGGUAAAGAAAAUUGGCCAGAACCCAGCCUGCCUUUGCGCUGUUAUGCUUUCUAACACAGCAAAGAGUUCGGGAGUCAAGGCAGAAAUUGCAGUCACCAUUCCCAAAAGGUGCAACUUAGCUGAUCGUCCUGUGGGUUACAAGUGUGGAGCUUACACAUUGCCUUGAAGAGCAAUAUCAGUCAUGGUGCUCUGUAAUAUACUUGCUUCUACGAAUGUUCCGGAGUCUGCAGCUUUGCAGCUAGUUCCCUUCUAGCUAACAAAUGACAGUGACAUCCAGGAAUCUGAUAAUAAAUAAACUUUUAAUGUUUAAUUUCCA